GGGAGGCUGUGAGGGAGGCGGAAGGCGAAGGCCAGAAGCAGACGAGGCACCCGGCGGGCCCGGAGAGGACGACGACGGAGACCCCGCAGCCAGACACCCCGCAACGUCGCCCGAUUUUCUUGGCCAGUGGGUGAACAAUAUCCUGAAACAUGGGAAAUAUUUUUGCCAACCUUUUCAAAGGCCUGUUCGGCAAAAAAGAAAUGCGUAUUCUUAUGGUCGGACUGGAUGCCGCAGGAAAAACUACUAUAUUGUACAAGCUUAAACUCGGUGAAAUAGUAACUACCAUCCCUACUAUAGGUUUCAAUGUAGAAACAGUAGAAUACAAGAAUAUUAGCUUCACGGUGUGGGAUGUCGGCGGACAGGAUAAGAUCAGACCACUCUGGCGCCAUUAUUUCCAAAACACACAAGGCUUGAUCUUUGUGGUCGACAGCAACGACCGAGAGCGAGUCAACGAAGCCAGAGAAGAGCUUAUGAGAAUGUUGGCAGAAGAUGAGCUCAGAGACGCUGUCCUUUUAGUCUUCGCUAACAAACAGGACCUGCCGAACGCCAUGAAUGCCGCGGAAAUCACAGACAAACUAGGAUUGCAUUCUCUCCGCCACAGAAACUGGUACAUCCAGGCCACCUGUGCCACCAGCGGGGACGGCCUCUAUGAAGGACUGGACUGGUUGUCCAAUCAGCUCCGGAACCAGAAAUGAAGCCCUGAAUUAUUCCUCUUUUCUCCCCC
Protobothrops mucrosquamatus (brown spotted pit viper) is the source of this 724-nucleotide messenger RNA. It is a transcript of the gene ARF1, whose product is annotated as ADP ribosylation factor 1. Gene Ontology annotation, cellular component: plasma membrane; cytoplasm. Gene Ontology annotation, molecular function: GTPase activity; GTP binding. The transcript has 5 exons. Gene Ontology annotation, biological process: intracellular protein transport; vesicle-mediated transport. NCBI's taxonomy places the organism in Eukaryota, Metazoa, Chordata, Lepidosauria, Squamata, Viperidae. The coding region runs from base 150 to 695 and encodes 181 amino acids. The record is from RefSeq and is a predicted model, not a curated record.